AUGAAAAAACAUUUCGCUUCAUGUGGACAUGUGAUACAUGUUCACAUUCCCGGAUACUCUCGCUCUAGUGUCCCAGGCCUCAGCAGAUUUGCCUUGAUUUAUCUUCGUGGAGAAGGGGCACAAGACAAGGCGUUGGAACUUAGUGGUGCAAGGUUGGAACUUAUUGGUGGAAGUUACAGCAGCGGAGAAAACAAGUUGGUCGUUAAGCCUUACCCGUUUGGUGCCAAAAACCCUGACCCUGACUUGGCUCCCAAAAAUGGAGCGCUAUGCUGUGGUGGGCCAAUCAUGACGUGGGAUCCAGUGUUUGAUGCUACAGCUCCUGAGGAUCCCAAUCUCCCUAAGCCUCCUCCUUCGUCUGGAUGA
Molecule: messenger RNA, 363 nt
Organism: Microthlaspi erraticum
Lineage: Eukaryota; Viridiplantae; Streptophyta; Magnoliopsida; Brassicales; Brassicaceae
Source: the annotation of a GenBank genome assembly